Molecule: messenger RNA, 1515 nt
Organism: Cylindrotheca closterium
Lineage: Eukaryota; Bacillariophyta; Bacillariophyceae; Bacillariales; Bacillariaceae
Source: the annotation of a GenBank genome assembly
AUGAUGAGAAUAUCCAAUCACAGUCGAAAGCGGCAACGAGGAGGAGGAGAACAGAAGACUGCAGAAUAUUCUUCCACUCUGUUUCAGUUCUUCAGCAACAAUUCCAAAUGUCUCCAAACCUUGUGUUUAUUGACGCUUUGCCAGGUCGUACUGUCAGCCUAUCAUUAUCACAAUGUUUACAAGACUACCAAGACGUUCUCUUCUUUUGGAUCAUCUUCCACUUCGCUUCAAUUUGCCUCUUCCGGAAAUUCAGCGAUUCCUAAACACCAUCCAUCAUCACCUGUCAACUCGGCGCUUCAUGUCAGCUUUGCCGCCUCUGCAGCAGCAAACGCAAGAGUAGAGAGCGUCGCUGCCAAUCCGCUGAAUACUUAUACUAAUACUGAUAAGGAUGGUACCACAACAACAACAACAACAACAACAACCAUACUUCCGGAAUGGAAUGAAUUAUCAGGUGCCGCACAAACCGAACUCCAACAAAUGCUAAAUUGGGACAAGGUGUCGACCUUUGAUUAUCCCGAAAUAUUUCGGUUGGACGAACUAACGCAAGGCCAUUCCUUGUUGUUCAUGAGUUGGGCCAUUGUGGCAAGUCCGUAUUCGCAGCCACUCCUAUUAUCAUCCUCAGCAUCACAACAAGAACAACAAGAACAACAAGACAAUGAGUAUUGCAACUUGCUCGAUGCCUUUGGAAUAUCACCCACCGCCUUUAUGGAUUAUGUCCGCACGAUUGAACAAGGCUACCAGAAGAAUAAUCCGUAUCACAAUCACAUUCAUGCGGCAGACGUCUUGCAAACUCUCCACAGCAUGCUCCAAUCCGAGUCCUACCGCCUCACCAAGGUACAACAUUUCAGCCUCCUCUUGGCCUCCAUUUUGCACGAUGUCGGACAUGAUGGUACCAACAAUGAUUUUCAAGUCCAAACCCAAUCCCAACUUGCCAUUCGCUAUCAAAACGUUUCGGUUUUGGAACAGCAUCAUGUGGAGGUUGGUUUGAAGGAACUCGAUUCCAGCGAGCUUCUUGAUCAUUUGCCCCUCCAGCAACGAGACGAAAUUCGUCAAUUCAUAGCACAAGCCAUUUUGCACACUGACAUGGCCAAGCAUCAGGAGCAAGUCGAACGAGCUUCACAAGCAGCUUCCACACCACCACCACCACCACAAGACGACGACGACGACGACGAUUGGCAAGCGGCCAUGUAUUUGCUGCAUUUGUGCGAUAUUUCCAAUCCCACCAAGUCUACUUUUUCCAUUUGGACCGAACAUGUCUUGGAAGAAUUUUACCAAUUGGGCGAUUUGCAAAAAUCCUUGGGAUUGCCCGUGAGCUUUGAUCGAAGUGUGGCCAAUAGUAAUAGUAAGGUAUCGAUUCAACAGGGAUUCUUGAAAUUCUUGGUUCUGCCAGCCUUUGAAGCGAUGGAAUUCUCCAACCCAAAAAUUAUGCAAGGCUUGUAUGCGAAUUACGAGUACUGGAUGAAACAAGAUAAGGAAGAAGAUGCAGAAACUGCUGCUGAGGCUGCUGGGGAUUGA